Molecule: messenger RNA, 2322 nt
Organism: Clonostachys byssicola
Lineage: Eukaryota; Fungi; Ascomycota; Sordariomycetes; Hypocreales; Bionectriaceae
Source: the annotation of a GenBank genome assembly
AUGAAGGACCAAGAUGUUCUUGAACAGGUUGUUCCCUACACCGACGAAGAUCCGCUCGAUGAGGACCCAGAAUCGGAUCAUGCCACGCCUGACAAUACGCUGCUGAAUGAAGACCGUGAACUGGAGAUCAUCGACGUUCCUGUUCAGAAGCGAAGGUCAAAGCUGUUUUCAAGAUGUUCAAAGUGUCUGUUAGCCGUGAUGGCGCUUCUUGGACUCCUGCUGGUGGCUCUGCUACUGGUAUCCCGCUUGGCCUCAACGCGACACGCAACCACGCCGGGAGGUCACCAGGGCGGGCACAGCAACAAGCCGAGCAAGAAGCCAAGCAAACCGAAGGCCAUCCCGUAUAAAUUGGAUUUCCCUACUCUGUAUCCCCAAAUCAACACCGGAGCAAGCCAGGAAUGCCAGGCAGCAUGGGGUGAGCUUUCAAUGGUUCCAUGUCACGACAAGGUCUUUGAUCGGGGUAACGAUAACGGCACCUUGCGACUCUUCGGCUGGGACCCAAUGUAUUUCUUGCCCAAGAUCUGCACAGAAGAGUGCAGAAGUUCUCUUCGGAAGGCACACGAAAAUCUCUCAGCUCAAUGCUCACCUAGCGACACGUUUCUCAUUGAUGACUACCAAGGCAUGUUCAACACUGAUUUCCUCGAGUCUGGGCCUGUCGAGGCUGUGGAAACCCUACUUCGAAGGACGGAUUACCAAUGCCGCGCGAGUCCCACUGGCGACAGCGAUUAUCAGUACUGCCCUAUCGAGAUGCUCGAGCGAUUCUCCCUCAUUGAUGGUCUCAAUGCAAACCUCGUUGGCAUCGAGAGCUUCAUUCAUGAAACAGACCAGAAGCGGGUCGAACCAAGCCGUUGGAAGAAUGGUAAGAAGGGUACUUCCAAGUACAGUUAUAAGUACCACUACAAGGUCAGAGAACAGCGUUACGGUCCUGGAGUUGGCGAUACAUCCUGCGGCUGGUGUGCCUUUGACUAUCUCAACCGAACUCUUACCUCAUGGGCUGAGGGCAAGAUAUCUAACCCAAGCAAUGAUCAGCCAGUCUCCCUCCCGGAAUUCAUCCGUCGUGUGAGAACGGCUGGUGAACGAUGUGCACCAAACGACAGGUGGAAGAAGAUGUACUCGGAGGGCCUACAGCACUACCAGGCCUUGGGUGUUCUGCCAACAGACUGGGAGACUGCUCUACCAUCUGGAGAUUUGGAUUAUCUCAUCUUGCAUGGGCCUUCUUCGGGUGAUGCUCCAAUCUCUACCAUCAAUGCAGAGAUGGAACUCCUAAAAAAUCAUCCCCAACAGAAGGCCUGGCCAAUCAAGACUUCGCAGGUCUGCUUGAAAGACCUGUCAGAGCGAUAUGCCAAUUCCAAGUGCUAUAUCAAUCUCUCGCACGAGAAGCUCGUUUCAAUGAUGGAAAAGGGUUCCAAACGCCUCCGCGCAGCCUUUUGUGAUUCAGAUUGCAACGAAGCCAUCAAUGCGGAUAAGGUUUCCAUCUGUGACGCAGCUGCCUCGACAGAGAAAACCCGCGAACUUGUGGCCGAUUUUUACAAAUCCAGAGCCCAGAGAACCGCUUUCUGUAGUGUCGCGGGCAAAGAUUGGUAUAUUUCAGACUGUGCCCAAGCGCUACUAAACAUGGACAGGGCGGGGUGGACGUUCGAAGGACGUCCCGAUAGCCCUACUUUGAUCAAAGAUGUUAGCCAAGCUCUCGACCAGCUCAAGGAGAAACUCGUCCCUGAGGAUCUACGACCAGUGUUCGAGGACAAGCCGGAUGUUCUACCCAAAAAGGAUUCCUUCAAGCGUGUUACCGAACUCAAAGAGAGUGUCUGCGCAACCUGUGUCUGGAACUGGCUGGCUGGUAUCGACUUGGAAGAUCGAAUGGAUUAUAUCAGCACCUCUGAAUCUGCGCCAGAUUAUGUCAACUUCGUCAAGAAGUACCACAAGACAUGUACCGCGCUUGGAGCAACCUGGCUUGGGGACUUGCCCUAUGGUGACGAUCCUGCCAUUUGGCGCAUGCAACAACAGGAUGGGAGGAUCUUCCGAUUGAUUGAGGUCAAGAACCGUCAUGGGAGGCAAAUUGUCUAUGCUGUCAACGAGGCCACUGGCUCGGUCCACUUCUACGAAGACCAAAGGAGGCUGAAUAGGCCUGGAGUCGACGUUGCGACACUCUGGCACGUCCUGGAGGCUGAGAGGGGAGUCAAGGCAAAGUCGGAGGGAAAGUUUGAGGAAUGGAAGUUGGCGGAAGAAAAGCAUAGGAAGGAGGAAGAUGAGAAAAUAUGGAAAGUAGAUACUCGGUGGUCGACACAGGUCGAUUACAUUGGGCCAGUCCCAUUGGAGUAUUAA